Molecule: messenger RNA, 951 nt
Organism: Pteronotus mesoamericanus
Lineage: Eukaryota; Metazoa; Chordata; Mammalia; Chiroptera; Mormoopidae
Product: olfactory receptor 52A1-like
Exons: 1
Coding region: 1-951 (316 amino acids)
Biological process (GO): G protein-coupled receptor signaling pathway
Cellular component (GO): plasma membrane
Molecular function (GO): G protein-coupled receptor activity; olfactory receptor activity
Source: RefSeq, a predicted model, not a curated record
AUGGAAUCUACCAACAUGUCAUAUCUGAACCCAAAGACAGUGAUCCUGAUUGGGAUCCCCGGACUACAGCAUGUGCAGUUUUGGAUUGGAUUUCCCUUUCUUGGUGUAUGCCUGGUGGCUCUGCUGGGGAACAUUUUCUUGUUAAUCAUCAUCCCUACAGAACGUAGUCUUCACCAACCCAUGUACAUCUUCCUGGCAGUGCUGGCAGCUACUGACCUAGGUCUCUGUGUAGCCAUUGCUCCAAAGAUGUUGGCCAUCUUCUGGUUUGGCUCUUGUUCCAUGGCUUUUGAUGCCUGCCUCACCCAGCUCUUCUUCAUUCAUGCCUUGCAGGGUAUGGAAUCUGGCAUCCUGUUGGCCAUGGCCUUUGACCGCUAUGUUGCCAUCUGUGAUCCUUUGAGACACAUGUCCAUCCUCACACCUUUCUUUUUAGUUCUGAUGAUUCUGAUGCUGGCAAUCCGAGCAACAGUGCUUGUUGGGAUUUUACCCAUUCUCCUUAAACGACUACAACUUUUCCGCUCUGUGGCUAUUGUCCAUUCCUACUGUGAGCACAUGGCUGUGGUCAAGCUUGCUGCAGAAGAUGUCCAUAUUAACAAGUCAUAUGGGCUCUUUGUAGCUUUUGCAAUUCUGGGUUUUGACAUGAUCUUUGUCUUCAUCUCUUAUAUUCUAAUUCUGCAGGCUGUUUUUUGUCUUCCCCAUAAGGAGGCUCGGCUUAAAGCACUCAGCACCUGUACUGCCCAUAUUCUUGUCUUCCUGGAGUUUUAUAUCCUUGCCUUUUUUUCCUUCUUCAGCCACCGUUUUGGACAUGUGUCACCCCACAUCCACAUCCUAUCAUCUACCAUCUAUCUUCUUGUGCCCCCUGCACUGAACCCCAUUGUCUAUGGUGUGAAGACCAAAGAGAUCCGCAGGAGGGUCAAACAGAUUUGUAUUCUGAAGCCUGACACACCGAAGUGA